Gambusia affinis (western mosquitofish) is the source of this 2975-nucleotide messenger RNA. It is a transcript of the gene fzd10, whose product is annotated as frizzled class receptor 10. Lineage: Eukaryota; Metazoa; Chordata; Actinopteri; Cyprinodontiformes; Poeciliidae. Gene Ontology annotation, cellular component: plasma membrane. The coding region runs from base 934 to 2685 and encodes 583 amino acids. The transcript has a single exon. The record is from RefSeq and is a predicted model, not a curated record. Gene Ontology annotation, biological process: non-canonical Wnt signaling pathway; canonical Wnt signaling pathway. Gene Ontology annotation, molecular function: Wnt-protein binding; Wnt receptor activity.
AUAAAAACGUUUCUUUUAUCAUUUUAUUGACUGAGUUUCUUGCAGAGAACAAACAAACAGAGCGAGUAGGAAGUUUGCAGCGAGGCAUGGAAAAGUGCUGCAAUGAACAAGCUGUUCCGCACGAUUUGAAAAUAAUCUGCGUGUCAGUGUCAUCUUUCUUAUGCAAAGCAGCUGUCUUUGAAGGCGGAUCUUUUGGCAGGUUAGACCGGGACGGAGACUCCGACCAGCUCAGACGAGCACAGCCACCAAACGCAUCGAGCGCCUGACCGGGGGAGGAGUGUAAAUCCUGCGUUUCUUGGAAAACACUUUACAUUUUCCCGGAGGAUUUUUCUUUCUAUCUCACUUAUUUAAUUUAGAGUGCUUCGCACAAAGGGCUGGAACUGAUUAUUAUUAUUAUUAUUAUUAUUAUUAUUAUUAUUAUUAUUAUUAUUAUUAUUAUUAUUAUCUUUUUUUUUUUUUUUUUUUUGGGAAGUUGUUGCUCACGGACCGAAGUCGCACUGCAGCAGGCGCGGAGGAGCACCUAAAUGCCGAUAAAGUGUCAGGAAGCGUGGCAGCGGACCGAACCGAAAGGAAACUAAAAAAAAAAAAAAAGAAAAGAAAAAAAAGAGCGCAUGGGGAAAUUUCAUGCACGGUAUCAGAGAGAAGUAACGAGGGGGCUACUUCAGCCGCCAAAGUGAACGUUUUGGGAGAGCAUGGACCUGACAGCGCGCUUGCAGCCAGGAAACACCCAUCGCGGGAUUUCUCUUUUCAUUCAACUCUGCAACUCUGAGCUGAGGAGAGGAUGAUGUUGCAGUGGAUAGUUAAGUAAGUUUCUCUACGCAGCACCUGCUCUGUUUCGGUUCAGACUUCUUUUUUUUUUUAGAGAGAGAAACUUGUGUUUUUCUGGUUGCAUUGAACAGUUGACUGCAUUUUUCUUCAAGCUGAGGAGGGAGAAUGUGUUCAGUUGUGAUCCCAGUGCCUCUGCUGCUGCUGCUGCUGCUGCUGUGGAGUAGGGGCAGCUCCUCCAUCAGCUCUAUAGAUCCUGACUGGUCUGGAGAGGGAAGAUGCCAACACAUCAACAUCCCUAUGUGCAAGGACAUUGGCUACAAUAUGACUCGCAUGCCAAACCUCAUGGGUCAUGAUGAUCAGAAAGAGGCUGCGCUGAAGCUGCAGGAGUUCGCAACGCUCAUCCAGUUCGGAUGCCACAGUCACCUCAAGUUCUUCCUUUGUUCGCUACAUGCUCCCAUGUGCACGGAGCAGGUGUCCAACCCCAUCCCGGCGUGCAGGGUCAUGUGCGAGCAGGUCAAGCUGAAGUGCUCCCCGAUCCUGGAGAGGUUUAAUUUCCCCUGGCCCGACUCUUUGGACUGUUCGCGCCUUCCGACCAAAAAUGACCCAAACAACCUCUGCAUGGAGGCACCCAACAACGGAUCGGACGAGCCCCCCAAAGUGUCCCACACUCAGCCUCCAGAUUUUAGGCCGCAGCAACCUCUGAGUGGGCAGGACCUACACCUUAAGGACAGCGGUAGCAAGCAGACGUGUAAUCCCGGCAAAUUCCACUUUGUGGAAAAAAGCCAGACUUGUGCCCCUAAGUGCUGCCCCAAAGUGGAUGUUUACUGGAGUCAGGGAGACAAGCAGUUCUCCCUGGUGUGGAUGGCCAUCUGGUCCAUCCUCUGUUUUGUCUCCAGUGCCUUUACCGUGCUUACUUUCCUCAUCGACCCGCAGAGGUUCAAGUACCCCGAGAGGCCGAUCAUCUUCCUCUCCAUGUCCUACUGUGUUUACUCCGUGGGCUACCUCAUUCGGCUUUUUGUGGGAGCUGACAGGAUAGCCUGUGACAGAGACAAUGGCGUGCAGUAUAUAAUUCAGGAGGGCCUAGAGAGCACCGGCUGCACCAUAGUGUUCCUCAUCCUGUAUUAUUUUGGCAUGGCCAGUUCCCUCUGGUGGGUUAUCCUGACUCUAACUUGGUUCCUCGCUGCCGGGAAGAAGUGGGGCCACGAGGCCAUCGAGGCCAACAGCAGCUACUUCCACCUGGCGGCGUGGGCCAUCCCGGCCAUAAAGACCAUCAUGAUACUGGUGAUGAGGAAGGUGGCCGGCGACGAACUGACGGGCGUUUGCUACGUGGGCAGCAUGGACGUCAAAGCUCUCACGGGCUUUGUGCUCAUUCCUCUUUCCUGCUACCUCAUCAUCGGCACGUCGUUCCUGCUCUCCGGCUUCGUGGCCCUCUUCCACAUCAGGAAGAUCAUGAAAACCGAGGGGGAGAACACGGAUAAGCUCGAGAAGCUGAUGGUGCGCAUCGGCGUCUUCUCCGUCCUCUACACCGUCCCCGCCACCUGCGUCAUCGCCUGCUACUUCUACGAGAGACUCAACAUGGACUACUGGCGCAUCCUCGCGGAGGAGCAGAAGUGCGUGGACAGGAGCGGGCCGGAGUCGGACGAGUGCAUCAUGAAGGCCUCGAUCCCCGCCGUGGAGAUCUUCAUGGUGAAGGUCUUCAUGCUGCUGGUGGUGGGCAUCACGAGCGGUAUGUGGAUCUGGACCUCGAAGACGCUGCAGUCGUGGCAGAACGUGUUCAGCAAAAAGCUGAAGAAGAGGACGAGGAGGAAGGCAGCCAGCGUCUUCACCAGCAGCAGGCCUUACAUCAAACCUCACCCGUCCCUCAAAGGGCAGAACACCAAGUACGAGCCAACGCGGCAGCCCCCGACAUGCGUGUGAAGCAAGCCCAAACUUUUAAAACCCUAAAAGCAAGACUGAUCCAGAGAGCCAUUAAAACCACAGAGGUUCAUGUUUUAUUUAUGCCUCAAGCAUUGAGAACAUAUAUGUUCUUUGUUUUUUGGGGGGGUUUUUUGGAGGGGGGGGUUGUAUUUUCUGCAGUGUCACCCAACAAGAGCAGCCUUUGUUUGAAAAAAAAAAAUAUCUGCUACUCCUUCGCUCGCUUGUUCUUUUGAGGAACUUGGAAUAACAACAACAAAAAAAAAUAAAUCUUAUUAUUUCCUGGACAAAAA